AUGGACGUAGCCUACAAUCAGCACUCAAACGUCGCCCGGCGGAAGAACCGCUCCUCAACAAACCUCAACCACCUCAGUCUCGCACCCCUGACCUCGAGACUGCCAAUCCACGACCAGGAUGACUACGAUUUCAAUCCGAUAUCCGCCCCGCCUCACACCACCUCAUAUCUGCAAGGCAAAUCCGCCCCGACCACGCCGCGUCUCCUUUCUCGCUCUCCGGGGGCCGGCAACGCCGCCCGUUUGCGGUCCACAUCGCGGCCACGAACACGGGGCACCUCGGCUCCCGCCGCACGGGACCCCGCCGCCCUCCCCAAGAGCAAAUCCGCCACCCACCUGAGAGCACCGGGGGGAACACACUUACAUGGCAUGUCGCCGACCGUCUCCCGGCGCAACGGUAACGGCAACGGCAACGGCAAAACCGCCCACAACGACUCAGACUGGCUGCUGCGGGCCGGUGCCCUCAUCUCGACCGAGACGCGCGAGUCCAAGGGUCAGGCAUGGCUCGUCUCGCGCGCCAGCUCCACCAGCCUGGCGGGCACCCCCGCCGACGCGGACGACGAUGACGACGGGCUAGGGGUGGAAGAGGAACUUGGACGGGACUGGGUUGGGGCGGGAGCGACGGCGACGGCGACGGCGACGUCGUCGGCCGCGGCAAGCAGGAGGAACAGUGGAGUGAUGUUAUCCGAAGGGAACCAUCACCACCACCAUUACCGCCACGGCUAUAGCCCCGUGCAUAGCCGGCUUGGCAGCCGCUCCCACAGCCGGGCCAUGACGCCCUGUGAGCGGCGGUUUGGGGUUGGGGUUGCUGUGGUGGGGGAGGAAGAUUAUUUCGGUACCUCUGACGGCACGCCGACGGCCGAGGACGACGCGGCGCUGAUUCCUGGCCCGGACUUUGUUAAUCUCGACGAGAAGCUCGAGGCCAUCGAGGAGCAGCAGUUGGACGUGGACGGCGUUGACGACGAGGCCUACGUGCGCCGGCUCGUCAAGCGCGGCAACUCGGCCGGGGGGUUGGGGUCCUGGAUUGGGAGUGUGUUUGGGGUGAGGCUAUUCUCGGUUGAGGAGGAUGAAGAGGAAGAGGAAGACGACGAAUCCGACGGGGAGGACGGUGAUGCAGCGGAGACGGGAGAAGGGCAGACGGACGAUGGCGCGGCCGGCAUCGCUCAGGACAGGCGGUCCUCGAGCCUACGCAGGCUUCAGCAGCUUCAGGUGGUCCCGCCGGCCGUCGAUACGACAAACAUUCCGCCGCCAAAAGCUGACGAGGGUGGGUGGCACGAUGCUGCAUGGCUCCUGACGGUGGCUUCAAAGGUCCUUCUGUGA
Canariomyces notabilis is the source of this 1317-nucleotide messenger RNA. RefSeq lists its product as uncharacterized. The transcript has a single exon. Bases 1 to 1317 code for a protein of 438 amino acids. Lineage: Eukaryota; Fungi; Ascomycota; Sordariomycetes; Sordariales; Chaetomiaceae. The record is from RefSeq and is a predicted model, not a curated record.